This is a messenger RNA of Haliotis rufescens (red abalone), 7074 nucleotides long. RefSeq names its product arrestin domain-containing protein 3-like. The transcript has 7 exons. The coding region runs from base 86 to 1480 and encodes 464 amino acids. Gene Ontology annotation, biological process: protein transport. Gene Ontology annotation, cellular component: cytoplasm. Lineage: Eukaryota; Metazoa; Mollusca; Gastropoda; Lepetellida; Haliotidae. The record is from RefSeq and is a predicted model, not a curated record.
CUGGCCUUACUGGUUUGCCACUGUUUUCGUGGGUAUCAAACAAGGUCGAGCUCAUCACAACGCUGCAACCAAUUUGUUUACAAACAUGGGGAAGCUGAAUAUCUUUGUGGUGUCCUUUAGCAACUUGCAGGGUGUUUACUACGCAGGCCAGGUCGUGCAGGGCCAUGUCACGGUGGAACUUACAGACACUAUGAAAAUGAGAGGAAUUCGUCUUCGAUUUGAAGGCAAGGCCUACGUACAUUGGACUGAGAGGCAUACAACUGGUUCUGGAGACAACCGACGUACAGAGACUCGCCACUACUCUGCUCGGGAACAGUACUUCAACCAGGACAUCUUGCUGGCUGGUAGAUGGAAGCAGCAGUCUGGGGAGGACAUCCAUCUGCCUGCUGGCCGCCACACCUUCCCGUUUGCGUUUCAACUCCCACCUCAACUUCCAUCAUCCUUUGAAGGACAACAUGGUCAUGUUCGUUACACAGCUAAAGGAAUCAUUGAUAAACCAUGGAAAUUCGACCACGAAACGAAAAGGCCAUUUACAGUGAUUUGUUUGCUGGACCUUAACAGAGAUCCAAAUGCCAUGAUACCUGCUCAAGGUGCCAACUCCAAGACACUUUGCUGCUGGUGCUGUGCAUCAGGACCAAUCUCUGCUAACUUCUCCAUCGACAGACAGGGAUAUGUUCCCGGGGAAGCCAUCAUUCUCAAGGCUGAAAUUGACAACCAGUCAAACAGGAGAAUAAAGUCAUCGUCUGUGAAAAUGACAAUGGUGACAAUGUUCCAUGCUACCAGCAAAACAAGAACUUCAAGCCGUGUGAUUGCCAAGCUGAAGCAUGGUGAGAUCGAAGAAGGGGGACACGAUUACUGGAAUGGUGACCAGCUGGUUAUUCCACCACUGCCGCCAUCGUUUCUUGCUGGUUGCAACAUCAUCGACAUUAGAUACAAUGUACAGUUUGAAGUGACUCCUUCAGGACCAAGCUUUGAUCUUGACAUCCCUCUACCAGUGAUAAUUGGCACCAUCCCUCUACAAAGUGUCCUUGCUCAGCAUCCUCCUAUGGCACCUCCGGUAGGGGCCCCCAUGAUCAUGCCAAAUCCUGCAGGUGCUGGUGGAGCCUAUCCCCCUCCUGGUGCAGGAGCCCCCCAGCCAGGAGCCUACCCCCCUCCUGGUGCAGGAGCUUACCCCCAUCCUGGUGCAGGAGCUUACCCCCCUACUGGUGCAGGAGCGGCCCAACCAGGAGCCUACCCCCCUCCUACCGGAGCCUACCCCCCCGGAGAGUCUCUGCCCCCAGGAGCCCCACCAGCCUAUCCUCCAGGGAUGCCAACCGAUUUGCCAAAUUUGCCGCCUCCCUCCUACGGAGAGUGUGUGUUCGGCAAGGUCGACAUCAAGGAGGAAGGGGAGAAUGAGCACCUGCAGGGAGACAACAGAUAUGCUCCCGUCUACACGUACUACGACUGGGGCCACAAGCCCUCCGCCCCUCCAACAGAGUAGAUAUCAGGGGAGCUGAGGUGGAUUAUAACUCCUAUGUGUACCAUCAGAGGGGCCACAAGACAUCUGCUCUUGCUAUGGAGUCAAUAUUGUAGUUAUCAGUAGGGGAGGGGUAUACUAGAUAAUAACACCUGCAUACAUGUACUAUGAGAGGGGCCACAAGACAGCUGCUCUUGCUAUGAAGUCAAUAUUGUAGUUACCAGUAGGGGAGGGGUAUACUAGAUAAUAACACCUGCAUACAUGUACUAUGAGAGGGGCCACAAGACAGCUGCUCUUGCUAUGAAGUCAAUAUUGUAGUUAUCAGUAGGGGAGGGGUAUACUAGAUAAUAACUCUUGAAUUGAGGUACAACUAUUUUAAACCAACUGUCUGCCCUUAUCCUGUGCCUAUGAUAUUUCAGACGGACAAGUUAUCUUCAAAGUCCCCUAUCCCGCAAGUUUGGUAACCUAUUUUUCUCAUUAUGUUUUACUGACUCCAAUAUUUUGACUGACUUCAUGAACAUAUUUCAAAUUCAUGUUUCCAUGGUAACCAUAUUGCAAUUUAUAUUUGCCAUGUAUCAGUCAUUAUGUAGAUGAUGUUAUUAAGCUUGCUUCCCGCAUCUGCUGCAUCGGUGUAUCUUUACACUCCCAACUGUGAAAUAACAUUGUGUUGACAGGCUAUACACCAGUCAAGCAAACAGUCAAUGUACCAUGUCCAUGUGUGACAGUAUUGACAUUUUUAUUCAGUAUUUUUAUUGUUUUAUUAUGCUGAUAUUUAUAUAUAUAUGUACACACACACAUGUUUGAUUGUGUGUCAUGUACCGACAGCGUUGAUCUUUGUUCAUAAUAUCAAUCACUGAAUUGUCUGGCCCAGACACCCAUCAUAUAACUGUUAUGCUACAGAUUGUCAUCCUUUAUCCAUACACUUUGAUUGAACCUCAUGUAAAUAGCUGAAUCAGAUAUUCAACAGCCAUUGCCUGAUAAGCAAAUAAUUUACAUUUUAUAUACAUGUUAUAUGUUAUAAUAUUACUGUAGUUUCUACUUAAUAAGUAAAGCAAAAUAAUUUUAUGUUAUAUCCACCACGCCUUACUCAAGCCACACUUUAUUUCUUAGUUCAUGGUUUUUGAUGGUUACACAUUUUUUUUAAGGUAAAACAAAAUGCAUUGUACAUUAUUUUAUUAAUCAUCUUCGGGGGUUGAAUUGGAUUGGUAAGUGUUUGUCUGGGUCCUCAUAAAUAUUUUUAAUCAAAUUUCACACUUGUUGGGAUGAUUUAUCAUUGGAAUGUUUUUAUUGUUGUUAUGUAUUCAUCCCAUGAAUUGGUUUUAUUGUCAAAUCAACACCGUUGGUGAUGUAAAGAAAACCCAUUGUCAUUCUGAUUUCAAUAUUUUUUGUAUUGGAUUUUCAAGUUUUAUGGUUAUUGGAUCCAUAACCAAGCAAAACAAUACCAAGGCCUUAAAUACAGUACCCCUAGUGAUGGUUGCUCAGAUGGGAAAGUUUCUGUUGCAUUGUCCUUGCCUGCUCAGACACAAUUUAUGGAUAACAACUUCUUUAGUUUACUGUUAUCCAUAAAUUGUGUGUGAUUUGUCAUCAGUCAGCUUCUAAGUAAUGCCUAUCAAACAAUUGUCUGCUCAGGCCGUUUUAUGUUGUGGUUCUCAUGUGUUUCACAAAUAUGAAAAAUGUUGUGAUGACUCUAUUAUUUUGUUUUGUUUAGCCAUGAACAUGAGAUUUUUUUAAACAUAUUUCAGUAACAAAUAACAUUUUUUGUUAUUCAAAAUACAGUUUUAUGAAUGAAAGAGGGAGAAACUCAGUAAUAUUCAAAAUGCACCUUUUUAAUUGAAGCUCAAAUUCGUUAUGAAAUGCCUGAAGCAGAAGUGAUUUGACAGAGUGAAUGUCAACUUUGUAUUACCUGCACUCCCAGCAGUUGUAGAAAAAUGUGUAUGUCAUGAUCAUUGAAAGUGAAGGAACUACAUUGCUCCUAUUUGAAUGUCCAGUGUAAUGAUGUAUGUUUACACUAUAAAAAUAUAUCCACAGUUUAAUAUCAUGAGGACAAUGUUGAUACUAUAGGAAGUGGAGUUGAAAUUGUAAAUCAUCAUAUUUAGACUUUCAUUGCAAUAUUUACAUUCACCAAGUUUGUUUUCUCCUGUUUGUUUAUCUGAAGCAAUAUGAAUUUAAUUUUACUGUACAUUUAAUACAGUGGAUUCUGUCUAAACCAGACUGCAGAGUUGCGUCCCUUGGUUGCGUCCCUUGGGCAUGCCAGAAACCUAUGAUUGUGGUCUCGAAUCCCGGUUCACCACGAUUAUGUUUCUAGGUUUGUCAGCACCAUACCCGUGCUCGUGGGUUUCCUCGAAGUGGUAAAUGUCUGAGACCUGCAUCACUUUGGGCUUUCCUCCCACAUUAAGCUGACACGCCGUGAUAUACUACAUGUAUUUACACAUCUCACCCGUACAUCCGGUAAGCUGUUCUCAUCAAUGGACAAUAUGUUUUACAAUGUAGACUGAUGCCCAGAAUGGCCUCAUCAGUAACAUACCGUAGUUUGAGUCUGUCUGAUCCGACUUUAAUCAAGGUCUCAGUUUAGUUUCGACUGAUUCCACUGUAUAUACAAGAUAGCAAAAUCUUCCCGAAACUUGUACUCCAUGCUCUGAUGUGUCAUUUGAUGGAUGGGGCUGUAUGUGUGUUGUCCAAUUGGUCAGCGUCAGUCAUCAUCCAGUCAGGCCAGUUCUAGCUCAGAUUCUCAGGAUUCAUACAAGCAAUCAAUGUCAGCACCAAGGCUCUGUACACUUUCAUCAUCCUGGUAAGGCCACACGUUUUUUUACAUGCGUUACCAAUUUUUUUGCAGGAAAAUUCCUGUCAGUAGGUGGGAAAAAGAAUUCAAUUUUCUUUUAAAUUUCUGCUCCACUGCAGGUCGCCUGGUAUGAAAAAUAGAAAUGGUUUAAAGUGGGAGAAGAGCCUGAGACACAGCUGUUGCUAUAAGCAAUACAAACCUGACGAAUCAAGUGAGAAUACUGUUGUGUAUAUAUGUAUCCUAUCAACUUCAGCAAAACCCAACAAACAUUUUUUUGAUUCCAAUGUGAUAGAUGUAAACUUCAGUGGGUCCUUGUUUAGAAAAUUAUAGGCUGGAUAUAAGAUAGAGCAAAUUCUGAUUUAUUUUUGUUUUCCUUUUCAACAAUAUUUACAGAUGACAGGCCCUUAAAGCAAGUGAAAAAAGGUUUGGUCUUAUAUGAGUACCAUUUUGUGAAGAAAUUGCUAAACAUUUUGUUCUCUGACAUGUCAUUAUUUAAUAAACUUGUGUGUGUGUAUAUAUAUAUAAAUAUAUAUAUAUAUGAAGGCAACCAAAGACAUAUUUUGUCUUCCUUGUUGACAUUACCUUUGAUUGUUUUGUGGUAUAUGCAUGCCUGGGAUAGCAACAUAUUUAAUUUGCUGUUUCUAUUUUUUGACAUUUGACCUAUUGUGCCUUUUUCUGUCAGUGUUAAGGAAUGAAUAGGUUAGGGUGUGUCUGACUUCAUUAGGAAAAUGGUGAGCAUGAAUUGUCAAUAGACUGUUAACACGUUGUCAGUAUACAAGUAAGGGGCAACCAAUUGAUAUUUGGAGGGGACCCUGGUUUCUUUUUGCAAUAGAAAAUGUUUGCACGAAAAUGCUGUAAAAUAUAAAUAAAUGCCUCACUGGACAUGCCUAAUCUUCUGAAAAUAGUGUGAUGUUGGUACUCUCAAAACUGUUAGCUCUCACUUUCAAAAAAUGUUUUUAUUAAAACAAAUAUAUUCUGUAUAACAUAACUUUACUGUUAUACUAUAGUACUGUUCUUGCAGUUAUAUUUUUUGUCAGCCAUCAAGCAGAUUUUGCAGUGGCAGGCUAUGUGAUUUCCUAGUACAUAACAUUUGUGAUGCAAGAUGAUGUAAGUCAAAACUAUUUUUUGAUUCAAUGUUCUAGUUUUCAUAUUUGUUGCCAAAAUGUCCUUAGUAGGUUUUACUCUUACAUGUCAUGUGACAGAAGAAUAUAUUCAUGUCACAAGACGCUUCUGUUCUGGAAGCUUUUUGCUAAUGCUCAGUUACAACCUUUAAGGUGAAACAGAUGAACUCCAAAACUGCUUUUGUCUUCCUGUUUUGUGUCUUCUGAAUGCCCAGAAUACUAGUGAAUGGAUAAUCAGAUUUCAUAAGAUAUUAUCAUAUUUUACAAGGUUUAAGCAGUAGGGGUGAAACGAUACAGCAAGGUCACGAUAUAUAUCGCGAUAUGCAUAUUUACGUCAAAUCUAGUGGAAAUGUCUUGACUUUAAAUAUUUCAGAGCAGGUUCAAAAGGCAAAGCUAGCUGUAGACACAUGUUCGUUGUGGCUAUUUUUAGUAGUGAACUUAAUUAGAACACCUUUUGCGAUUUUUUACUGACAAAUACGUUGGGUGGUCAUUAAACGAGCAGUAAUCAAUUUAAGCAAGUGUAUCGUUUUGUAUCGUUACAGAAAAAAAUGUAUAGUGUAUCGUAUCGGCACACGAAAUCAGUUAAUUUUAGUGUUUAGUGUUCAGUGUUCAGUGUAUGAUCAAUGGCAUACUGCUGUUUGACCAGUACAUAGAUGGGUAUGACCUUUCACUGAUCACUGAGUAAGAAGCAUCAAUCGCAAGGUCUAUUACACCUACAAUUGUGAUAGCUACAACUAUGUCAUGUAUCUUACAUCAGCAGAUUUGUGCAGUGGUAAGUUGAUAUUGUUAGUAAUUGUAAGGCUGUUGUUUUUUAACUUAUCUACAUUUUUUGACAAUCGUUUGAGCUGUUAUGCACGCAUAGUUAAUGGAAGCCUGUACUGAAGACCCUCUUUUGUCUUCACGUUCACCAGGCAGUUCUCAUGUGUUCACACAAGCUUGUGUGUGUUAUUAUUAUUUAUGUUUUUGUUGUGCUCAGUGAUACUUCACGAUGCUCACUUUUGUGACAACUAUCACAGCCGAUAGCUUCAGGUCCAACUGUAUUCCACCCUGUUGUCAGUCACUCAGACCCUGCAGAAUAAAUUAAAAAAUGAUUCCAAUUUAAGUCUAGAAUGAUUUGGCAAGUGGAGAGUGCCUCUGCUCUAGCUCCGAAAUUAAGUAUUAUUCUGUGCUCCAUUUGGAUUGCAUUUUGUAGACAUAUAUUAUUAAAUAUGAUAACAUUAUUUCUGGAACUAAAUGUUUGUCUAACCUUCCUGAUGCAUGUCACAGUGUUGUUUAUAAACCAUGAGGAGGUGGGGAAGAGUGAUAAUUGUUUUGAGCAAUUGUAGGAUGCCACCUCGUAGGAUCCCUCAUACUCACCUUGAAUGUUACCUGUUCAUCCCUCAUUCUUGCUUACUGGGAAGAUUAAUUCCUUAUCCUGCCUUGUGUUUUACAACCACUCAGUGGUAUAUCAGUGUGAAUAACAACGGGUGAAUCGGACCACAAUAUUUGUGUAAUUAUCGUAGAUGUGUUCAUCAUACUCAUGUCAUUUGUACUGUCAGGUUUUAUAAUAGGCCAUAGAAUUUUUUAAAAUAUGUUAUUUAAUAUUUUGAGACUCAAUGUUACCAAUGUACAGGUGCUUCUUAGCCCAAGAUACAACAUUUUGUUGAAGUUUACCCUUUUGUAACAAAGUUUAACUCUCUAUUACCAUGUUGUACCAAAUAAAGUCAUACACUUUGGUA